Messenger RNA from Clunio marinus, 219 nucleotides. The record is from the annotation of a GenBank genome assembly. NCBI's taxonomy places the organism in Eukaryota, Metazoa, Arthropoda, Insecta, Diptera, Chironomidae.
AUGUUUAGUGUGAUUAAACUUCGAGUAUUUAUGAUUCCGAUAACUUUGUUAUGUUGCCUUUCGGUUGCCAAAAAACUUAAAGAAAUAUCAGUGAGACAAACUGAGACAAGUUUAAUCAUAUCUGAAGGUUUAGAGAUAUGCAAUAAAAAUCCAUUUCAAUAUAUUCAUUCACAUACACGACUCGUGACCACAAAAAUUCUUAUGAAUGGAAAAAAAUAA